AGUCAUGGUUACGACAGGCUUUCGAGAGGAGCUUUGCUUUCGGGUGAUAGUAUGACAGCAUAUGAAAAGUGACGGCUUGUGACAAUAUAAUGGUUUUGGUUGGGUGUGUUGGCUAAACUGCCUUUGUUAAAUUGAUCAGUCAGGCAAUCAAAAAUCACAUGAUAGGGUUUCCUUUCUGUCCAUUCGAAAUUACCAGCGGCGUUCAUAAAUGGCCUCUCAUACACACGAAGAGUUUGAACUGAGCAAGAAACAUGAAGAUAUACUGGGAAAAAGAGCAUUGCUGCUGCAGCAGAUGGAAGCACAUUAUGUACAGCAGAAAGCUAAGAAAGAACAGCAGUCUCUGAUGUCUCAAGCUGCGAAGGAGAGGAAUGCCCAGAUCCUUAAGGAUUUACAGGUUGUUGAAAAAAGUCUUCAAACAAGACAGCUUCUUCAUCCAGAUAUAAUUAACCUUGAGACACGUUACUGGGCCUCAGUUGAACGGAAACUGCCAGAAUGGGAGGAAUAUUUGCUUGGGAAAGGACAGGCACCGGCAAGUGAGACUGGGAGAUCAUUUAAACAACCGAGACUGAAAACUAGGCAACAAGAUCUCUCACCUGCUCAAGGCAGGGAUGCCACAGUAUGCAAUAGACUGGGAUGUCUUGAGGUGUACAAUACAGUCUUCAAAGACAAAGGACAACUGGCUCUAACAAGGACAGAAAGAGAUGUGGAAGGCCAGAUGUACAACUAAACAAGAGGAUAAGUACAUCAUAGUCUCUAGUUUGAGAAAUAGAUGCCUCACAUAUCCUCAUCUGACAGCUUCAUUGAAUUCUACCUGCUCAACACAAGUUUCAUGUACAACAGUAAAGAGAAGACUCAGGGGUGCAGGCCUUAUGGGAAGAAUUGCAAAGAAAAAGCCACUUUUGACACAGAAAAAGAAAAGGUUAGAGUGGGCAAAGAAACACAGACAUUGGACAACAGAUAAUUGGAAAAGAGUGUUAUGGAUCUUAACCCCAUUGAGCUUUUGUGGGAUCAGCUAGACUGUAAGGUGCGUGAGAAGUGCCCGACAAGACAGCCACUUCUAUGGCAAGUGCUACAGGAAGCAUGGGGUGAAAUGUCACCUAAGGAUCUGGACAAACUGACAGCUAGAAUGUCAAGGAUCUGCAAAGCUGUCAUUGCUGCACAUGAAGGAUUUUUUUGAUGAGAACUCUUUGAAGAAGUUUAAGAAGUUCUGAAUAUUUUCUUUCAAAUUGCAAUAGAAAUUGUUCACGUUAUUAAUGUCCUGACUAUACAUUGUGAUCAGUUGUAUGCCACUUUGGUGAAUAAAAGUACCAAUUUAUUUCCAUAAGAGCAAAAUAUGUACAUUAUUCCAAACUUUUGGCCACCAGUGUAUGUAACUUACCUUGCCUUGAAAGGAAUACUCACUCUACAUUCAACAAAUGUAUUAGCUUGCCUUUUAUGUCAUUUACAUAUACAUUUUAUAAUAAAUUCUGGAAUAUAUAAACGAUAAUAAAUUAGAAUAAAAUAUAAACAUAAAGAAUGUAUGCAAACACUUUAUAUACAGAAUGGAUGCAUAUUGUAAUUAUUGAGGAUUUUUUUAUUUAUUUUUUACAAUUAAGUGAAUAUCCACAUGGGGGCAGUACUGACUAUACUUUCUGUAAUAGUACCACAAUCCUGUCUUCUGUGCAUGGAAAGAACAAUAAAAUAAAUGAAUGAACCGCAAGACAUAAAACUAUAAAUCCUUUACCUGUUAUUAUUUUUUUUUAUGCAUUACCUAUCAUUAUUGUUGUUAUUUUUAUGCCAUUCCAAAUAUUUUUACUAUAUUAUUAUUGGCAUUAGGUAUGGUAGUUAUUAAAUAGUUUUAUUAAAGUAAAAAAA
Myxocyprinus asiaticus (Chinese sucker) is the source of this 1854-nucleotide messenger RNA. RefSeq names its product chromosome 35 C3orf14 homolog (gene cep15). The transcript is spliced from 6 exons. Lineage: Eukaryota; Metazoa; Chordata; Actinopteri; Cypriniformes; Catostomidae. Bases 209 to 727 code for a protein of 172 amino acids. The record is from RefSeq and is a predicted model, not a curated record.